AUGCAGCAAGCUGGGCCACGAUACGAGAGGGGUGGCGGAUCUGGAGCUGCUUCUGGAUCUACAAGUGGUGGUGUUGGAGGCAGUGGUGGACCACAGGCUUCGAUGUUCAGAAGGAGUCAGUCACAAGUCCCCGAGAGGGUUAGGGGCUACCACCUAGGUUUGAGCAGUGCUCCACGGCAGCAAAGGAUUGAUACCGGCCCAUGGACUGUCAAGGGGAGGACAUCAAGAGAGCUUCUAGGGAGGGCAUGGGCGAAGGCGUGCCAUGCUGUCGGUAUUCCCGGCCGGAAAGUCGAUGACCCAUACUUUAAAGCUGCGAUUGUGGAGACCCAGAAACAAGGUGUUGGAAUCAAAAUACCAUCAGGGAGGGAGAUAGAUGGAAAAUAUUUGGAUGAGAAUGUGAAGGAGAUAGAGAAAGAGAUAGAGAAGUGGAAGAACGAGUGGGAUGAAUGUGGAGUCACGAUCAUGUGUGAUUCGUGGACGGGGCCUAUGCGUAACUCGGUCAUUAAUUUCUUGGUGUAUAUCGGUGGCACCAUGUAUUUCUUGAAGUCCAUCAAUGCGUCCGACAAAAUACAGGACCAUCAAUACUUGUUGAAGGAGAUACGAGCAGUGGUCAUGAAAGUGGAGCCUCACAAUGUGGUUCAGCUUGUCACGGAUAAUGGUUCGAACUACAAAAAAGCCUGCAAAAUUCUCUGUCACGAGUUCCCUACCAUUGCAUGGCAGCCUUGCCUUGCCCAUACCAUCAACCUUAUGCUGAAGGACAUAGGGAAGUGGCCGGAGCAUGAUGCUUGUAUUCGAAGCGCGCAACGAAUUUGCAGCUGGCUCUACAACUCCAACAGUUUACACAGCAUGAUGAGGGAAGCCAUCGGUGGAGAGUUGGUCAGGUGGAAUGUAACAAGAUUUGGGACCAACUACAUGUUCCUUGAAAGCAUGUAUAAGAAGAAGGACCAGUUCAUGACAUGGUUAGUGUCACCUGAGUUCUGACGGUCCCGCCACUUCAAAAGUGAAACUGGAAGGUACAUUUACGAAUGCAUCACAAGUCU
Messenger RNA from Panicum virgatum (switchgrass), 1040 nucleotides. RefSeq lists its product as uncharacterized. The record is from RefSeq and is a predicted model, not a curated record. The transcript has 3 exons. The coding region runs from base 1 to 981 and encodes 326 amino acids. NCBI's taxonomy places the organism in Eukaryota, Viridiplantae, Streptophyta, Magnoliopsida, Poales, Poaceae.